UUUCUCGCCGCUCUCGUGUACACGUAUAUAUCAGGCGGGAGGAGCGUUCGUCCAGGAUCAUAAUCGGUCGAGAGGAACGCACACACGCACACAAGCGCGCGCGCACGCACGGUGAAAGCAUCAAAGCUCAAAGUGGGUUGAAAACUCGAAAAUCCAUCUCUCCAAGAAAAGAGAAAGAGAAAAGUAAUACGAGGACGAGUAAUAUGUGGUCGAUCUCGUCUCUUCGAUCGUACCGUGGAUAGAUUUUGGAGCCAAUGGCGGCCGACGACUCUCCGACAAUUCGUCCAUUCGUCCGAGUGAUUCCUCGUCCCGCAACGAUCUUCGACCAGUCAUGAGAUGGACGUGAGUAGGAUCCUCCUCGAUCGAGACUCGCCGGACCGCCGAUCUUCUCCCAUCGAGAAUAUUCGUCGUGGUGGGAAUCUCGUGGGUAAUCUGGUGCAUCGAUCGCGGUAUACGGGUCGGCCGAUCGUACACGGGCUUCCGGGAGCGGCGUGCGGCCUCCUGAAAGGGAGCCCGCUUCCCCGAUCGAUCCUCGAAUAUGACCUUCGAGUCACGUGUGCCGCGGCGCGACACGCAAGUCACCGAUACGAGUGAUUCGCGAGGCGGACCGGCCAUCGAUCACGAAAAGAAUCGCGCGCCGCGGCGAACUUUUCGACGUUGACGCUUUCGACGCGGGAUAUUUCCUUCCCUUCCCCGGAAGGACGAGAUACACUGCCACUACGGGGGGCGAGAGAGAGAGAGAGAGGGAGAGUCUUUCGAAUCGAUACGAGUCGAAGGAAGGAAAAGGAAGUCGUGAGGAAGUCGUGGAUUCCUCGAAAUCUUGGAAGAAUAGAGGAAGAAGUGAUUCGGAUGUUGUAGAUCCGUUCGUGCGGCGAGUAAGGAAUUCUGGAAUUGGAAAGUUGACGGUGGAAUAGUUUGGAUGGAAGUAAGGGAGCCUGGUUUCAUCGGGUUGUGGUUAUGUCAUAGACGAAUGGGGAUCGCGAGGAGAGCUAAGAUGGUAGACUGUAGAGGAUGGUACCCUGUCAAUAAUUCUUGUGUUUCUUCGAUAUUCGUCUCGACGAUCGGGGAGACUGGUCUCGAGGAAUCUGUCUUGUUUAUCGAGGAUACGGUGAGCAGUUCUUCGAGAGAAUCGAGGUUAGACGGCCGUCAAUGAUGCCAAUCAUCGAAGUUAUUAACUGUGACUAUGCUCGACAUCGAUCAGCAAUAAGAUCCGUCGAACUGUAACGUUGUUUUCAAAAUAUUUCAACCUGAAGUAAUCGAAUAACAUAUCUCUAUCGCUUUCUCCCUCCUCCCCUGAAACGAUUAAUCGAUGCAAAGCCAGUGGUACCAAUCCUAUCGAUCUUGCGAGCGCACACACGUAGUAGAUGGACAGUGAAUCGUCAUUGAUCUUUUGUCAUCGAAUCGUCCCAACUGCUCAUCAACGAUGAUACGAAGUGUUCCAAUUCUCUCGAUCUGGAAAAUGAACCUCUUUCUCGGACUCUUCUCCUAAUAAGAGGGAAACGUUCUUUCGAACCUCGACAUCCGUCAAUAAUAUCAGUGUUUUCAAUCUAUCGAUCAACGGUGAUAACAUCAAGGAGGACUCCUCGUUUAAGAUUCUACUUUCCGCUCAAUUGUCCGCCUUCGAGGAGGAAUCAAGUCAAUAUACGUCCGCUAUACGUCUACGAUCGUUCUAUAUGCGUACUCGAAUCGUGAAAAAAAUAAAAAAGAUAAAGAUAAAGAUAAAGAUAAAAAGCAGAAGAAUCGGUAGAGAUAGAUCGGUCGGACGAUAAAGAAACGCUUGGUGAUACACGCAGAGCUUACUUACUACCCAGUUCAGUUUUCUACCAGUUUUUUCUAUUCAGAAGCUGUUAGCAAUUUUACCAGUCAAUUUAACGAGUUUUUCGAGGGCGAAGGGGGGGUCGGUCGAGGGGAGAUCGAUAAUCGCAGCUUCAUUUCGAAAACAUCCUUGAGCGGGAUUGUUCAAGGACCAUGCGUUCGAAUGAUCGAAUGAGGAUACGACGUGGAAUCGAUAUCAUCCUUGGCCAUACGCGACUUUACACGAAUAACAAUAAUAAUAAUAAUAUUAAUAAUAAUAAUAAUAAUAAUAAUAUCUUCCAACGAAGAACAUAUGAAAUAAAUCGAAUCGUUAAUUAGGAAUAUACACGAAGAAAACGUCCAAGGAUAGAUUUUUACAACUUUUUGCCCGUUCAACAGACAAGAAACAAAAAGUAUCCAUCCAACAGCGUGGAAAGGUGGUUGUGUUGAUUGCCAGGGCAUGAUCGAGUUAUAGAAUGUCAGAGGCUCGUUUCCACGGCGCGCAUGUCCAGUGCCUUGACUACCAACGGGACAGCGAUAUAUACUUUGGCCGACGUCGCGAGCCACUAGGGUUUCGAGGGGGGUGCGCUGGGGCAGAAAGUAGGAAGGGUGAAGUAAAAGAGGGAAGAAGAGAAGGAGAGUAUCAAAGUUCCACCGUGUACUCGCAAUAAAGUAGCCGCGAUAAAAAGUGAGCGCUCUGUCACUCGCGAGUGGACGGUGAAGCGUGGAAGACGUAAGGAGAGAGACGUGGAGAGCCGUCAAAGUGGGUAAAGUUUAUCUUCGAGUUGAAGUGGCAAGGGAAAGAGAGAAAACUUUACGAGAAAGCAAGGAAGAGUAUACGAGAGAGAGAGAGAGAGAGAGAGAUAGAUCAAACUUGCCUCGACAACGUCCGUUUCUUCAAAUUAAGACAAUUAUUAAUCAUUGGCUGUGCUGUUUAUUCUUCGUUCGAGUUUUAAAAAAAAUAAAUCUUAAUCGCGAAAAGGUAGAGAGACACACGAAGGAGAAAGUUAAAGUAUAAAGAGAUAUUUUUGCUAUAUCCUUUCUAGCCAUACACUAGCACGCACACAUACACACACAAAUAUACACAUAUAUAUAUAUACACAUCGCGUGAUCGAUUCGAACAGGUAACAAUUAUACAAAAGAGACUGACGGAUUGAAACGCUCGAAUCGUUCCGGACGAGAGAGAUUCGAUCGAGAAAUCAAGGAUAUAUACACACAUAUUGGGAAAUCAAUUAUAGAUCGAUUCUGUAUCGUUUUUCUGUACCGAUGGUUCAUCUAUCGCCCGAACACGUGGUUUGCUCAACAUGUCGUUCCGCAACAUCCUGCGGAAAUACAUGGACAAGACACGCCAGAUAAUUGGCCACGCUUUGAAGAGGUGAACCAGGUCGAGCACGUGACGCCACGAUGACGAGGCGCGGCAGGUGAUCGUUGGCAAACAGUGAGAGGAACACUGGCGGAAGUGCGCCCGUCAAAGGUCUGCAAAGGGUCCGGAGGAUGACGAAGUACGGAUUGGCAAGGCUGGCACUUUGGAGGCCGAGACGUUCGGUUACCUCGCAGCCGGCCAACCAGCAGGAGAACAACCCUCUGAUGUAUGCCGAGAGCAGAUUGUUGGAGGGCGAGGGUGGCGGCGGUGGCGGCCGUUCCGUGAUCAGCCCUGGUGGGGGUGGAGGAGGAGGUGGAGGUCGGCGGGCACCGAGUCUACGGCUGGUGAACGGAAGAGCGACUACGGGGGUCAGUUUGCACACCAGCAGCACAGAAUCCGUUCGUUCACCCCAUCACCACCUCGGCCAGCAACAGGGCGGCAAUAAUAACAAUAACAACAACAACAACAACAACAACAACCAUAACAACAACAAUAACUGCCACGCCGGUAAUAACCCCGCCGCGAACAAUCAUCCACGGCUUAACAAAGAUGACAGCAUCAAGAUCAGCAUCGAGAACACGAACACUUGCACGGACAGCCUCGUCACUGCUCUAGACGACGAGACAUUGCUCAUCACCGAUUUCGUGGCCGACACAGGCAACGAGAUGAAUUACAAGGGCAGCGGGAAGGUCCACUUCGGAGUGGACGAUGUGUCCCUCUACGGGACGCCGAAGGAGGAGCCGGGCCCGGGUCUACCGGGCCAGGAAGUCAAGCAGAGCUUCUUGAAGAAUCAGCUUCAGGCCCUGUUCCAACCUACGGACAACAAGCUGGCCAUGAAGUUGUUCGGCAGCAAAAAGGCUCUGAUGAAGGAACGAAUCAGGCAAAAGGCUGCAGGUCACUGGGUCAUCCAUCCUUGUUCCAGUUUUCGAUUCUACUGGGAUCUCUGCAUGCUCCUCCUGCUGGUAGCUAAUCUGAUAAUUCUGCCAGUCGCCAUUAGUUUUUUCAAUGACGACCUAAGCACUAGGUGGAUAGCCUUCAACUGCCUUUCUGACACGAUAUUCCUCAUAGACAUUGUCGUCAACUUCAGGACAGGUAUAAUGCAACAGGAUAACGCCGAACAAGUGAUCCUGGACCCAAAAUUAAUCGCAAAACACUACCUCAGGACUUGGUUCUUUCUCGACCUCAUUUCCUCCAUACCAUUAGACUACAUUUUCCUCAUAUUUAAUCAAUUUCAGGACUUUAGCGAGUCCUUCCAGAUCCUGCAUGCUGGCCGUGCUCUCAGGAUCCUCAGGCUUGCGAAACUGUUGUCGCUCGUUAGGUUACUACGGUUGUCAAGACUGGUGCGGUAUGUCUCGCAAUGGGAAGAGGUCUAUAUCCCCCUUUAUCAACAGCCGGAGAGGCACUACGAGCGUCGGGCGACACCGCCCCAACCAGACCGAACCAGCAAGAUAUUGCAGAACCUACAAAAAAAACGCACUGAGCGGAGGGGGCGCCUAAGCUCUGACAAUAUGAGUAAAAAGAAGUCCGGUUUCAGCAAAAGCGACCUUAUUUUUAAGUUCCUGAAUAUGGCGUCGGUGUUCAUGCGGAUUUUUAACCUGAUUUGCAUGAUGCUCCUAAUCGGCCAUUGGAGUGGCUGCCUGCAAUUCCUGGUCCCAAUGCUCCAAGGCUUUCCUAGUAACUCGUGGGUCGCCAUCAAUGAAUUACAAGACUCGUUUUGGCUGGAACAAUACUCGUGGGCACUUUUCAAAGCCAUGUCGCACAUGCUCUGCAUAGGAUACGGAAGGUUUCCACCGCAAUCCUUGACCGAUAUGUGGCUCACUAUGCUCAGUAUGAUCAGCGGUGCUACCUGUUAUGCACUUUUCCUCGGACACGCGACGAAUCUCAUACAGUCACUCGAUUCCUCCAGAAGACAAUACCGCGAGAAGGUGAAACAAGUAGAGGAAUACAUGGCCUAUCGAAAGUUACCAAGAGAGAUGAGACAGAGGAUCACGGAGUACUUCGAGCACCGCUACCAGGGAAAAUUCUUCGACGAGGAAUUGAUCCUUGGAGAGCUCUCGGAGAAAUUAAGAGAAGACGUGAUCAACUACAACUGCAGAUCGUUAGUCGCGUCCGUGCCAUUCUUUGCCAAUGCCGAUUCCAACUUUGUCUCGGAUGUCGUUACCAAAUUGAGAUACGAAGUCUUCCAGCCAGGCGAUAUCAUCAUCAAGGAGGGUACAAUAGGGUCUAAAAUGUACUUCAUACAAGAGGGAAUAGUCGAUAUAGUAAUGGCGAACGGCGAGGUCGCGACCUCGUUGUCCGAUGGCUCGUACUUCGGCGAGAUCUGCCUGUUGACGAACGCGAGGAGGGUUGCCUCGGUCCGCGCCGAGACGUACUGCAAUCUCUUCAGCCUCUCGGUGGAUCACUUUAACGCCGUGCUGGACCAGUAUCCGUUAAUGCGCAGAACGAUGGAAAGCGUUGCCGCCGAGAGGUAUAAGCUUUGGUUGAACAAAAUCGGCAAGAAUCCAAAUCUGGUGGCCCACCGCGAGGAGGAUCUCGGCAGCGAGUCGAAAACGAUAAACGCUGUGGUGAACGCGCUCGCGGAACAAGCUGCGCAUGCCAGCGCCAGUGAGGAAUCGGUGCACAGCAUGGAGUUGAGGACCCUUCCUUGCCUGUUGCCCAGACCGAAGUCUGAAAACAAUUUUGCGAGCCAGGAACUGUCUCGAGAGGGGCGGCGAAUCUUCCAUAAGAGCGACACUUUCCACAAGGACUCGUAUCAAUGACGACACUCGUUAUACUAGCAUACAGAGAGAUACUAACGGCUCCAUGGGCGACAAUGGCUGCGUCCAGUGUCGAUUAUUGGCGGCACUUUUAAGCCUAGAUCCUGGACACACUACACUAGAAAAGCAGUCUAUACAUAGAAUAUUCGCUAUGCCAGUAGUCCUCUAGCGAUCGAUUUCUAGCGCCUUCUUAUUAUUAACCUGACGGCACGUUCCAGUUGUCCAGGAUCUAUGCGUAAAAUCGUGCGGACCAAAAAAAAAAAAAAAAAAAAUAUACAUCAACGUUCUCCAACGAUGGCACAGCAUUACGAUGGAAAGGAUAAUAAAAAAAAUCUUCGUUUUCGGCGUAAUCUUUCUGUUUCUUUCUCAUCCGUGAGAAGACGUUGACAGCAAUAAACGAAGCACAAACCGACAAACGAAGAGGAGAAACACAUUGUCGAGUAAUAAUAAAUUUUCAUAAACUUACGGAACGUGUCAAGUUCGACGAGGGAAGGAGGAAGAAAAUAAGAGAAGAAAGAACAGACUUGGCUGUGGCAUCGAAUGGAGAACAGGGAGCCGUUAUUCCUGCCACGAGUCUUCUUCAUCGACGUAGGCGUCGCGAUUAUGGCGAAGAAAAAAAAUAGACGACGACCGAGGAUGAAGAUUCUCAAACGACGAAGAGCAGGCCUAGAAAUUUAUAAAAAAAAUCUACGUAGCCCAUCGUGGACUAAAUAGGAUAUCUUAAAACGACAGUGUUUAAGCGAUGCGUAAAUUUCUCUGUGAUUUUGCAAAAAGCCGUGCGUCUCGCAUUUUAAAGAGAAAGGAAAAUAAGGGGGAAGAGAGUACAUAAUCUACACGCGAACGAUAUUAGGAUUUUGUUUUUGGUUUUUCCUUUUUUUUUUUUUUUUUUUUUUUUUUUAAAAAAAAGACAAUUAACCGAUAUUAACAGAGGAGAAGAAGGAAGAAACUCGUGAAACGAGGUGAUAUUCCAGUUAUAAGUUUGUUAACGUGUUUUAACUUUAGCUUCGUAUCGUUGAAAUAAUCCUGUGCGAAUAGUCGAAUAAAGAGAGGAGGAAUAAGAGAGAAGAGAUUUCGCGAUAUCCCGAAAGUUGGCAAUCGAAAGAGAUAAGUAAAAAUAAAUAAGAAGAUAAUAAAAAGAGAAGAGGAGAAAAGAAGAAGAAAGAAAAUGUUUCGUUUAAGCUAAGAUCCUCGAGAUCUAUGGAACACGCCAGCAGCAAUUCGGAACUCGUUUCUUCGCAGAGUUUAUGAUAAAUAUCGUUUUAUUUUAUUAAAACAAAAAAAAAAAACUACAAAAUAAAAUGUCUCGAAUUGAUUCGAUGAGAAAAUAAUGGAUAAACAAUAUCGAAUUGAUUUAUAUUAAAAAAUCGAAGUUUUAAAAGACCGUCCUGAGACGUGAACGAAAGAAAGAGAAAGAAAAAGAGUUGAACGCCACAGGAACGGAGAAAUAUUAAAAGAUAUACGAAAAACCUUUAUAGGGAUAGGGAAACAAAAGGAAUCGGAAGAAGUUUAAAUCGUUCUACAAACAAACAAACAAAUAAAAAAAAAAAUAAAAAAAAAAAAAGAAAAUUAAUAUUAUAAAAAAAAAUCAAAGGCCCAAA
Messenger RNA from Apis mellifera (honey bee), 7511 nucleotides. RefSeq names its product hyperpolarization-activated ion channel (gene Ih). Bases 3289 to 5916 code for a protein of 875 amino acids. The record is from RefSeq and is a predicted model, not a curated record. Gene Ontology annotation, molecular function: voltage-gated potassium channel activity. Gene Ontology annotation, biological process: potassium ion transport; transmembrane transport. The transcript has 15 exons. Lineage: Eukaryota; Metazoa; Arthropoda; Insecta; Hymenoptera; Apidae. Gene Ontology annotation, cellular component: membrane.